Dentiscutata erythropus is the source of this 909-nucleotide messenger RNA. The record is from the annotation of a GenBank genome assembly. Lineage: Eukaryota; Fungi; Glomeromycota; Glomeromycetes; Diversisporales; Gigasporaceae.
AUGAAGUUGGAAUACCGAGUAGAAUUGCCAGAUCAUUAUUGGGUUGUUGCUGAAAGGCAUAAACUGAUCCCUUCAGUUUAUACAGUAUUAGACAUACAAGAAGAUAAAUAUAGACAAGCUGAAGCAGUAACAUAUUCAGGUCCAAUGUUUAUAAAAAUUCGUAGCAGCAAACAUGAUAGUAGUACUGCUUACUCUCAUGGCAAAGACUUUGAUGAUCUGAUGCCUAAACCUGUAGUGGUAAUGAUAAGUGAUGGUGGACCCGACGAGAAUCCAUGCUAUAGAAAAACAGUUCAGAUAAUAGUAGAUCACUUUAUUAAAUAUAAUCUUGAUACCAUCAUUAUGGUAUGUUAUGCAUCACACCAGAGUGCAUUUAACCCAGUAGAAAGACAAAUGGCACCCUUAAGCUAUGACUUAGCUGGUAUAAUCCUCCUACAUGAUACCUUUGAAUCAAAUUUGGAUGCACAGUUAAAGACAAGUGAUGAGGAAUUGGAAAAAUACAAUUUCAAAGUGGCCAGAGAUGUUUUAAUAUCAGUGUGGGAGAAUACAAUUAUCGAUGGUUAUCCGGUACUUGUUAAGUAUAUAGAACCUUCUGAAGAAUCCUACUGCCCAAAUGAAAAAUCAGCAGCUUGGAUGGAAAAACAUGUAAUAACUUGUCAUUAUAUGACUCAAGUCAUAAAGUAUGAUGAUUCAAGCUGCUAUAAACCUUUUUGCAGCGGAAUCAAACAGGUCCUUCCAAAUCGCUUUUUCCCACCACCACUUCUGCUCCAACAGAAGCUUCAUAGUAUUUGUACAGCAAGCAUGGGCAUAUCCGAUAAUACAACUCACUUUGGUGGCUUACUUCUCUCUGUAUUAAUGGAAGGAAAGUUAACUCCUCCAGGCACAGAUCUAAAGUAUUUUCCCUUCGAUUAG